Messenger RNA from Poecilia reticulata (guppy), 2659 nucleotides. RefSeq names its product G protein nucleolar 2 (gene gnl2). Gene Ontology annotation, molecular function: GTP binding. The record is from RefSeq and is a predicted model, not a curated record. Lineage: Eukaryota; Metazoa; Chordata; Actinopteri; Cyprinodontiformes; Poeciliidae. Gene Ontology annotation, cellular component: nucleolus.
GCUUCACCAGAGCGACACGUGCAAGUUGUAACAUUUCUGAGUCGAGGAGGAAGGCUUCAAACUUCAGCUUUUGUACUGUCCCGAUAGGUGUACAGUUCUGAUUUUCUUGUGAAAGGCUUUACCGAAUAACCAGUCAACAUGGUAAAGCCUCAGUUUAAGGGGAAGAACUCGAUAAACCCUUCUUCAUCGAGCUCGAACCCCGAUCGAGCCAAAGGUGCAGGGGGAAACAACAUGAGGGACAGAGCUACCAUUAAGCGUCUGAAUAUGUACAGACAAAAACAAAGAUGUAACAAACGAGGGAAAGUUAUCAAACCUUUACAGUACCAGUCUACAGUAGCACCAGGAACAGUUGCCAGAGUUGAACCCAACAUCAAAUGGUUUACAAACACUCGAGUGAUAAAGCAGUCGGCCCUUCAGAAGUUUCAAGAGGAGAUGGGAGCAGUACAGAAGGAUCCAUACCGUGUGGUGAUGCGGCAAAGCAAACUGCCCAUGUCUCUUUUGCAUGACAGAGCCAAAGCUCAUAACUCUAAGGUGCACAUUCUAGACACUGAGGGAUUUGAGACCACAUUUGGACCUAAGGCUCAGAGGAAGCGGCCCAAUCUCCUGGUUGGAGACGUGAAGGAUCUUGUAGAGAGAGCAGAGGCUUCAGCAUUGAACUACAGCGCCGACAAAGACACGAACCUGGUGACAGAGGACACCGGUGUACGGGAGGAAGUACGUGAGGAGAUUUUCAAAAAGGGUCAAUCGAAGAGGAUCUGGGGAGAACUCUACAAGGUGAUCGACUCGUCUGAUGUCAUAAUCCAAGUGCUGGACGCCCGUGAUCCAAUGGGAACCCGCUCCAAAAGCAUUGAGACAUACCUGAAAAAAGAGAAACCUUGGAAACAUCUCAUCUUUGUAUUAAACAAGUGUGAUCUUAUCCCUACCUGGGUCACGAAACGGUGGGUUGCCGUUCUGUCCCAAGAGUAUCCAACUCUGGCUUUCCAUGCCAGCCUGACCAACUCUUUUGGUAAAGGUUCACUCAUCCAGCUCCUCAGGCAGUUUGGGAAGCUCCACACAGACAAGAAACAGAUUAGUGUGGGUUUCAUUGGCUACCCAAACGUGGGGAAGAGUUCAGUUAUCAACACUCUGCGCUCAAAGAAGGUCUGCAAUGUGGCACCCAUCGCUGGAGAAACAAAGGUGUGGCAGUACAUCACACUAAUGAGGCGCAUCUUCCUCAUCGACUGCCCCGGUGUCGUUUACCCAUCAGAGGACAGCGAGUCUGAUAUAGUCCUAAAGGGAGUGGUUCAAGUGGAGAAGAUCAAAAACCCAGAAGAGCACAUCGGUGCAGUACUGGAACGAGCCAAACCCGAAUACAUCCAGAAGACUUACCGGAUCCCAACAUGGAGUUCUGCCGAUGACUUCCUUGAGAAGCUGGCAUUCCGUACUGGGAAGCUUCUAAAGGGAGGUGAGCCCGAUCUCAGUACGGUCUCCAAAAUGGUGUUAAAUGACUGGCAGAGGGGACGGAUCCCCUUUUUUGUGAAGCCUCCUGGACCAGAGGGAGAUCCAGAAGAUGAAAAACCAUUGCCCCAGGAAGUACCACCGGCUCCAGAGGAUAACGUUCAGGAGGAACAGGCGGAUAAUCUGGACGCCACAUCCGGAGAACAGGAGGAACAGCAGCAGCGGCAGAAGGAACAGGUCCAGAAGAUCCUUGCUAAUGUCCGACAGAACUUUGGCAAGAUCAACGUGGCCCCUGAGUUCACUGAGGAAGAUUUGAUCCCCGUGGAGAUGCCAGACUUAGACUUGUCUGAUUUUUCUGGCUCCGACGUUGACGUUGACGAGGACGUUGACGAAGACGUUGACGAAGACGAGGGAGGCCAGGAAGACGAACCCAUUGCAGAGCCAGCUGAUGGAGAUGCUGAGGUCUCUGAGGACACACCAUCUCAGACUGACGGUACCAAAGGCAAAAAGAGUUUACGGGAGGUCAUCCGUGAGCACGAUGAGAAAAUUGCGAAGUACAAGCAGUUCCUGGACCGAGCCAAAUCCAAGCGCUUCUCUGCAAUCCGAAUACCAAAGGCACUUUCUGACAAAGUGUUUACAGACCUCAAGACCAAACAAGAAGCAGCUAAACAAGCACAGAAGAGAGAGAAUCCGUCAACAGCUACAAACCAGAAGAGCAAGAAGAGGAAACGUGUGGAGGGUGAUAAAUCUAUUCAGCAGCACAGGUUUACAUCUAAACAGAGAAGAGCAAUGGACCGUGCCAAGAAGGGGAAGAAAGUUGGAGUGCGUUACUAUGAAACGCACAAUGUGAAAAACAAGAACAAGAACAGAAAGAUUCCAGCACCGCCUGCAGAAAGUCGUGGGGCUAAAAAAUCAAAGCACUAGACCAGGAAUAAACACAAAACUAUACAUAUUUAAACUGGCCAAAUUGGCUACGUUUUAUUGAAAUGACAAGCUAGGCAAAAACCCGAAGCUAAACAUCGACGUGUCUUUUUUCCAGUGGUCAUGUGAAACUUUAUUUUGACUACUAGCAAAUGGCUGCACCUUGGCCUCUCAACUCUUGAACUGCAUGUAAUUCCUCAUUCACAAGUGAGCUGCUCUCUUGACAUUCAAGAGAAAUGUUCAGUGUGUUAACUGCUUAAAAUAUAGCUGUUGUGCUCUACAAAUAAAAUGCUAAAUUUCC